AUGCUGCCCCCUCUGGCAGGAGGAGGAACUGUGUGUGGUGUGGCCGCCCUGGUUCUCCUCAUCGUCUCCACGGCAACAGACUUCUGGAUCCAGCACCGACACAUCGAGAACUGGGACAACCAGGGGCUGUGGCGGUACUGCAUCAGUCACCGGUGCAGGCCCCACACCAUCGCCGUAGCUUUUUGGGACGCCACCAGGGCCUUCAUGCUGCUGUCGGUGCUGAGCUGUUUUGCUGGAGUCGUGCUCGGUCUGACUGCUUUCACCAACGGCACCAAGAGCCGGAGAGUACGCACCGCAGGGAUUGCUCUUAUUCUUUCAGGUAGAUUUUAA
Molecule: messenger RNA, 330 nt
Organism: Knipowitschia caucasica
Lineage: Eukaryota; Metazoa; Chordata; Actinopteri; Gobiiformes; Gobiidae
Source: the annotation of a GenBank genome assembly